Molecule: messenger RNA, 910 nt
Organism: Ictalurus punctatus (channel catfish)
Lineage: Eukaryota; Metazoa; Chordata; Actinopteri; Siluriformes; Ictaluridae
Product: E3 ubiquitin-protein ligase UBR2-like
Exons: 4
Coding region: 448-828 (126 amino acids)
Biological process (GO): ubiquitin-dependent protein catabolic process via the N-end rule pathway
Cellular component (GO): ubiquitin ligase complex; cytoplasm
Molecular function (GO): ubiquitin protein ligase activity
Source: RefSeq, a predicted model, not a curated record
GUCAACUUGUAUUAUAUUCUCAAUAUCCAGUCAGUACAUUUAUGUCAGUAAAUCCAUGCAUCAACACUUCCUUGACUUUGCUGAGCAGUUGUCUGUUCUUUGUCCUAAAAGUUCUUGCAUUUAAUGGUGGUCUUCACAUAACAUAAGUAAAUUCCCAUCCUUAAACUCUUUAUCUUGCAUAUUCAUUUGGAGCAUUUUCUGUUAGGGUAAAUGAGUAGAGAGGAUCCUAGGCCAUUUUUAGCAAUUUCCUGGUGAUUAAAAAAAGAUGAACCCAUUUAUUCAACAUUGAUUAUUUUAACAAAUUCAGAAGUACCUUAACAUAAAAUUAAGGUUAUAGUGUACUUGUAACCAUCCGUCUCUGCUUGGUACAGCCCCAGUUCAUGUGACGGUGCUCUGGUGUGUGUGGGACCUCGUCGUUGGCGUGCCAGAGGAGGAGAGAGGAGGCAGAUGGAGAUGUGUAUCCUGUGUCACGAAGCGCAGGAGAUCCUACCUGAUGGCGCCGUCAUGGUGCUCGCUGCCUUUGUCCAACGCUCUACGGUCAUGUCCGAGAACCACAAAAGACCCCCUCACAAUCCAGAGAGCUAUGAUCCCCUCUUCAUGCACCCUGACCUGUCCUUUGGUACCCAUACCGGCAGCUGUGGCCACAUCAUGCACUCUCACUGCUGGCAUAGCACUGAGUACUUUCACACACACUGUGACUCAGUCUCCAGCAUACACCCCAACUCCGAGUCUCUCACACAGCGAUCAAUCUCUAUGAAUCUCUGCAUGCAACAGAGCAGCUGGGUCCUGCUGACCACACACAUGAAGGUUUGGAGGCAGUGUGUUUGAAGUGCCACUGCACUACGAUAACCCCGCCUUUGAGAGUGAAACUCGCAGCUAGGAGACCAGCAAAACACACUGUGACUGUAAA